This is a messenger RNA of Gastrolobium bilobum, 1446 nucleotides long. RefSeq names its product flotillin-like protein 4. The transcript is spliced from 2 exons. Gene Ontology annotation, cellular component: plasma membrane raft; plasma membrane. The coding region runs from base 1 to 1446 and encodes 481 amino acids. The record is from RefSeq and is a predicted model, not a curated record. Lineage: Eukaryota; Viridiplantae; Streptophyta; Magnoliopsida; Fabales; Fabaceae. Gene Ontology annotation, biological process: protein localization to plasma membrane.
AUGUUCAAGGUAGCAAAUGCAUCUGAAUACCUGGUUAUCACUGGGGUUGGAAUCAAAGACAUACAACUUGCAAAGAAAGCAUGGGUUCUCCCUGGCCAGGCAUUCACCGUUUUCGACCUCUCUCCGGUUAACUACACCUUCGAAGUCCAAGCCAUGAGCGCCGAAAAGCUACCUUUCCUGCUUCCUGCGGUCUUCACAAUCGGUCCCAGACUGGACGACGAACAGAGCCUUUUCAAAUACGCUAAACUCAUCUCACCUCAUGACACGCUCUCUCACCAUGUCAAGGAGCUUGUCCAAGGUAUCAUUGAGGGAGAGACACGUGUCCUCGCUGCAUCCAUGACAAUGGAAGAGAUUUUCAAAGGCACCAAAGAGUUUAAACAAGAAGUGUUCGAGAAAGUUCAGCUAGAGCUUAACCAGUUUGGGCUUUUGAUUUACAACGCCAAUGUUAAGAACCUAGUGGAUGUGCGUGGACAUGAGUAUUUCUCUUAUUUGGGUCAGAAGACGCAAAUGGAAGCUGCAAACCAAGCAAAGGUGGACGUGGCUGAGGCCAAGAUGAAGGGGGAGAUAGGAUCGAAGCUGAGAGAAGGGAAAACGCUUCAAAAUGCUGCGAAAAUUGAUGCAGAGACUAAAAUCAUACGGACACAGAGGCAAGGAGAGGGUGAGAAGGAAGGAAUAAAGGUGAGGACUGAAGUGAAGGUGUUUGAGAAUGAGAGAGAAGCAGAGGUAGCAGAGGCAAAUUCUGAGCUUGCUAAGAAAAAAGCUAUGUGGGAAAAGGCGGCGCAGGUGGCGGAGGUGGAGGCCACCAAGGCUGUGGCACUGAGAGAAGCAGAGUUACAGGGAGAGGUUGAAAGGAUGAAUGCUUUGACAAGAACAGAGAAGCUUAAAGCUGAGUUCCUUAGCAAAGCAAACGUUGAGUACGAAACCAAGGUACAAGAGGCCAACUGGGAGCUGUACAAGAAGCAAAAAGCGGCGGAAGCAAUUCUGUUUGAGAAGGAAAAAGAGGCGGAAGCACAAAAAGCAUUAGCAGGGGCAGCAUUUUUCACACGCCAACAAGCAGCUGAAGCAGAGCUAUACGCAAAGAAAAAGGAGGCAGAAGGGCUUGUGGCAAUUGGUCAAGCCCAAGGAGCAUAUUUAAAGACACUUCUCGAUGCAUUGGGAGGCAACUACGCAGCUCUAAGGGACUACUUGAUGAUAAAUGGUGGCAUCUUUCAAGAGAUUGCCAAGAUUAAUGCUGAGGCAAUACAUGGACUUCAGCCUAAGAUUAGUAUUUGGACCAAUGGUAAUGGAGGAGAAGUAACUGAUGGAGGUGCUGGUGGUGGUGCAAUGAGUAUGAAGGAGGUUGCUGGUGUGUACAAGAUGUUGCCACCUUUGUUUAAGACUGUCCAUGAGCAAACGGGUAUGCUGCCACCUUCUUGGAUGGGAACUUUGCCUGACAAAAGUUCUUAG